Messenger RNA from Quercus lobata, 930 nucleotides. RefSeq names its product vacuolar protein sorting-associated protein 2 homolog 1-like. The transcript is spliced from 5 exons. The record is from RefSeq and is a predicted model, not a curated record. Lineage: Eukaryota; Viridiplantae; Streptophyta; Magnoliopsida; Fagales; Fagaceae. Gene Ontology annotation, biological process: vacuolar transport. Bases 105 to 776 code for a protein of 223 amino acids.
GUAACUACUAACUGCCUAAAACAAACCGACAAAAAUCAGAGCGAGGCAAAGAAAAAUAGAGAGAAUCGUAAACGCACAGCGCAUUUUAGCAUCAACCGGGAAACAUGAGCUUCCUCUUUGGCAACCGAAAAACCCCAGCUGAGCUUCUGCGGGAAAAUAAGAGGAUGAUAGACAAGUCUAUCCGAGAAAUAGAAAGGGAAAGGCAAGGAUUACAGACACAAGAGAAAAAGCUGAUUGUAGAGAUAAAGAAAAACGCUAAACAAGGACAGAUGGGGGCUGUGAGAGUAAUGGCUAAAGACCUUAUUAGAACACGGCAUCAGGUGGAAAAGUUUUAUAAGCUUAAAUCACAACUCCAGGGCGUGUCAUUGAGAAUUCAGACUCUUAAAUCAACUCAAUCGAUGGGAGAGGCCAUGAAAGGUGUAACCAAGGCAAUGGGUCAGAUGAAUAGGCAGAUGAACCUGCCCUCACUGCAGAAAAUAAUGCUAGAGUUUGAGAGGCAGAAUGAAAAGAUGGAACUAACGACUGAGGUGAUGGGAGAUGCCAUUGAUGAUGCUUUGGAAGGGGAUGAAGAAGAGGAAGAAACAGAAGAGCUCGUGAAUCAGGUGCUUGAUGAGAUUGGAAUUGAUGUCAAUUCAGAGCUUAUGAAUGCACCCUCAACUUCUGUCGCUGCACCAGCUGCAACGAACAGGGUUGCCCAAGCUGAAUCAUUGGGAAAUGAAGACACUGGGAUUGAUAAUGAUUUACAGGCGAGGUUGGAUAAUUUAAGAAAAAUGUAAAUCUGGGCUAGGUAAGAAGAAGCUUCACUUAGGAAAGAUGUUAAUAAUCAGCUUUGUAACAUUGAAUCAAUGUUUGAAGUACAUAUCACAUCAUGGUGUUUUCUGGGCUUUUCCCCCCUUAAUUAAAUAUCUAUGUUUAAUGCUUAUGAUGAAA